AUGACGUGUCACAGGGAACUUAACAGCCCCGACUCCUACACCGUUGGUUGGAUCGCUGCCCUGUUCAUCGAACGAGCCGCUGCAGUUGCCAUGCUCGAAGAGAAACACGUAGAACCAACUGGUUUUGCGAGACAUCCAAACGACAAGAACGUCUACACUUGGGGCCGGAUGGGAGAGCACAAUAUUGUCAUUGCCUCUCUUGCAGCCGGCGUUUACGGAACCACCUCGGCCGCUACCACCGCCUCGAGCCUUCUUGCCUCCCUGCCUUCCAUCCGAAUCGGUCUUCUGGUUGGAAUCGGAGGCGGUAUCGCUCGGCCAGCCGAGAACCGCGACAUCCGUCUCGGCGAUGUUGUCGUGAGCCAGCCUGAUGGAGCCACGGGCGGAGUGUGCCAGCUUCCUAGGAACCCCCCUACCGUUCUCCUCAAGGCCCUUUCUAGUAUUCAGGCCUAUCACGAGCUAGACGAGUCUAGAGUUCCUGAUCUCCUACAAAAGAUGCUGGAGAACACUCCGAAGAUGGCCAAGAGAUCUAAGCAAAACCCUGGCUACAUUCACCAGGGAGUCGGAAACGACCGCCUCUUUAAGGCGUCAUACGAACACGUCUCCGGUCUAGACUGUAGCGGCUGUGACGUAGCCGAAGAAGUUCAACGCGAUCCGCGAGACACUAUCGAUCCCGAGAUCCACUACGGCACUAUCGCAUCCGGUAACACACUUAUUAAAGACGCCGCUACCCGCGACCGAAUUGUCGCCGAUAUCGGGGAGGAUUGUAUCUGUUUUGAGAUGGAAGCCGCCGGCCUAAUGAACCACUUCCCUUGUCUUAUCAUACGAGGUAUCUGCGACUACGCCGAUUCUCACAAGAAUGAUCGCUGGCAACGCUACGCUGCUGCCACCGCCGCUGCCUAUGCUAGGGAGUUCCUCACCUAUGUGCCAGCUGCGGAGGUCCAAGAGGCAAAGAAAGUACUCGACAUUCUCCAGUCUGUUGAACAGAAAGUAGAUGAGAUACAACAAAAUACUCUUACAACGAACACUAUAACUGAUUCCAUCAAAUCUGACUUUCGAGCUGAUAAGAUACACAGCUGGCUCUCUCCCCCGGAUCCGUCUACAAACGCCAACCACGCGAGAAAGCUCCGCCAUGAGGGAACAGGCACGUGGCUUCUAGAAAGUCCAGUUUUUCAGGCAUGGAAUUCCGGGUCACGUCGACACUUAUGGCUACGUGGGCUCGCGGGAUGUGGUAAGACUGUUCUCAGCGCGACAGUUCUAGAUUAUCUCGCGAAGGGGGACGACCAAGUUAUCCUCAGCUUCUUCUUUCACUUUAACGACACAAAAAAGCAGACCGUUGAUAGCAUGCUACGGUCAUUUGCUUUUCAACUUUACCAGGGGCGGGUUGAAUCUACAGUACACCUUAAUAGUUUAUUCCAAGCGCACCAGGAUGGUCGGGACCAACCUACAACGAAGGCCCUCUGGGAAGUUAUAUGCAAGAUACUUACAGGCCAGAAAAAGACCUCUAUCGUUAUAGACGCUUUGGACGAAUCGACAACGAGAAGUGAACUCUUCUUGUGGGUUAAGGAUGUAGUGUCUAGACCAGAGUUUGGCCACGUCCAGCUGCUUUGCACUGGGCGGCCAGAAUCUGAAUUUCUCCAUGAUAUUCCCCCCUUGAUUGGCGAACAUAGCUGCUUGGAGCUCGACAAGAAAGCUGUCAACGCCGACAUAUGCUCCUAUAUCAUAGCAAGGCUUGAACAGGACCCCCAGUUUAUAAAGAAGAAACUAUCUAAGGAUCUCGUCCAACAUCUUCGCAACAAAGUCGGAGACGAGGCCGAGGGGAUGUUCAGAUGGGCAGCAUGUCAAUUAGACAGCCUUGCCAGAUGCCCAAGUCCCAAGGCCAUCAAAACCGCUCUCGAGCAGUUACCUCGAGGCCUGUAUGAGACGUACGACCGGAUGUUGGAGAACAUACCAGAAGAUCUCAAGAGUAAUGCCAUACGUCUCUUACAAUUUCUCGUCUAUACUAAGCGGCCUUUGACGCUACCGGAGGCAGUGGAGAUAAUUGCUACUGAGGUUGGGGAGGACCUGCCACGUUUUGACACAGAAGGGAGAGUAUUUGGCGACGCCGAAGUUCUGCAGCACUGUCCUAGCUUGGUUUCAAUCGUUCAUGUCAAAGAAUACCGCCGCAAGACGAGAAAGGAGCUCCACCUUGCCCACUUCUCAGUCAGGGAGUUUCUUGCAUGCCAAGACAAGUUUGACCGCUCAAGGGUCAGCAUAGUCAUCACGAUGACAUGUUUGACUUACCUUACAGACAUCAAAGGCAACAACAGCGAGAUUAGGCGGGAAUAUCCGAUGGCACGAUAUGCCGCUGAGGUCUGGAUGGACCAUGCUGCUUCUUCUGAGAUAUCAGAUAAAAUUGUUGCACGAACAGCCAAAUUCCUUCAAGACGAGACGACCUUCCAGCGAUGGUGUCGGCUAUACCAGGCUGACAUGCCAGAUAAGGAUAGACCCGGCGCUCCGCGAGGAUCCAGACUCUACUAUGCUUGCCUGGGCGGACUGAGAGUGACCCUGAUGGAAAUUCUCCACAAGGGAGCUGACGUCAACGCCCAAGGUGGUGAAUACGACAACCCUCUCCAGGCUGCGUCAUACAAAGGCUAUAAAGAGAUUGUGCGACUGCUGCUAGACAAGGGAGCGGAUGUCAAUACUCAGGGCGGCUACUACGGUAACGCUCUCCAGGGUGCCUCUGUAAACGGCCACGAAGAGAUUGUGCGACUACUGCUAGAUAAGGGAGCCGAUGUCAACGCUCAGGGCGGCUACUACGAUAACGCUCUCCAGGGUGCCUCGCUAUUCGGUUACAACAGGAUUGUGCAAUACCUCCUAGGUAACGGAGCCAAUAUUAAUGCUUGGAGUACCUCCUAUGGCAGCGCUCUUUGUACUGCCGCAGAUAGCGGUCACGAGGAGAUUGUGCAACUGCUGCUAGACAAAGGAGCUGACGUUAACUCUCAGGGCGGUAGACAUGGCAAUGCUCUAUCCGCUGCGUCCUGCCAAGGCCACCAAGAAAUUGUGCGACUACUACUAGAGAAAGGAGCCGACAUUAACUCUCUAGGCGACUACGGCGGUAAAGCUCUCUAUGGUGCCUCAGAUAACGGUCACGAAGAGAUUAUACAGCUGCUGCUAGACAAAGGAGCUGACGUUAACGCCCAGAGCAGCAUCUAUGGUAAUGCUCUAUCCGCUGCGUCAUACCGAAGCCACUCAGAGAUUGUGCGACUGCUACUAGAUAAGGGAGCCGAUGUGAAUGCUCAGGGGGGCACUAUGGGAGCCGACAUCAACGCUCAGAGCGGCUGGCACGGUACCGCUUUCCAAGCUGCUUUACAGGGAGGCAACCAAACAACCGUACAACUACUACUAGAUAAUGGAGCCGAUGUUCACGCGCAGGGCGGCUUUUGUAUGAACUCUCUCCAGGCUGCGUCAUGCCAAAGCUACAAAGAGAUUGUGCAACUGCUGCUAGACAAAGGAGCCGAUGUGAAUGCUCAGGGCGGCCACUUUGGUAAUGCUCUAUCCGCUGCGUCAUACUAUGGUCAACAAGAGAUUGUGCAACUGCUGCUAGAUAAAGGAGCCGAUGUGAAUGCUCAGGGGGGCCACCAUGGGGGGCACUAUGGUAGUGGUCUAUCCGCUGCGUCAUGGAAAGGACACCUAGAGAUUGUGCGACUGCUGCUAGACAAAGGGGCCGAUGUUGACGCUCAGGGCGGCAGGUACAAUCCUCUCCAGGCUGCGUCAUAUACAGGCUAUAAAGAGAUUGUGCGACUGCUGCUAGACAAGGAAGCCGACGUCAACGCUCAGUGCGGCAAGUACGAUAAUGCUCUAUACGCUGCGUCAUCUGAAGGCCACGAAGACAUUGUGCAACUGCUGCUAGAUAAAGGAGCCGAUGUGAAUGCUCAGGGGGGCCACCAUGGUAAUGCUCUAUCCGCUGCGUCAUACCGAGGUCAACAAGAGAUUGUGCGACUACUGCUAGAUAAGGGAGCCGAUGUCAACGCUCAGGGCGGCUUCUACGAUAACGCCCUCCAGGGUGCCUCUGCACGCGGCCACGAAGAAAUUGCGCAACUACUGCUAGACAAGGGAGCUAACGCCAAUAUCCAAGGCGGCCCCUCCGGCAACCUUUUCAAGGCUGCGUUAGAAAAUGGCCACGAUGAUACUGCGCAACUCCUCCAACAGAGGAUCCCCGAUGCAUCGUCUCGAAAGCGGUCGGGCUCUACUGUUUUAAGCGACCGAGCGAAGAAGCCCUGUGGGCUCAGAAGUUUUUGA
Molecule: messenger RNA, 4278 nt
Organism: Penicillium canescens
Lineage: Eukaryota; Fungi; Ascomycota; Eurotiomycetes; Eurotiales; Aspergillaceae
Product: Pfs NACHT and Ankyrin domain protein
Exons: 6
Coding region: 1-4278 (1425 amino acids)
Biological process (GO): nucleoside metabolic process
Molecular function (GO): protein binding; catalytic activity
Source: RefSeq, a predicted model, not a curated record